Messenger RNA from Phasianus colchicus (ring-necked pheasant), 7404 nucleotides. It is a transcript of the gene UBE2H, whose product is annotated as ubiquitin conjugating enzyme E2 H. The record is from RefSeq and is a predicted model, not a curated record. NCBI's taxonomy places the organism in Eukaryota, Metazoa, Chordata, Aves, Galliformes, Phasianidae.
GGUGCUCCAGCUUUCUGAGCAUCCUCAUGGCUCUCCUCCAGACCUACUCCAACAGCUCCACCUCAUUCUAAAUCCCUUCCACCAGGUCUGGUUCUUUCCUUUCACAUUCAAUAAUCUUGUCCAUCAGCUUCUUCUCUCCUUGACUGAUGGCAACCUUUCUUUAGCAGUGCUCACUCAGGGCAGUUUCAUGUAAUUUCUUUCCAUCAUAGUUCUCCUGGGUUUCACCAGGUCACGUAACUCAAAAAAGCUCUGCUGUGAUGCAAAUCAGAAGGUGUUUCUUUGGCUCUGUACAUCUUCUCAUCUUUCUUCAUGAUAUCUGGUAAAAUGAAGGCCUGAUGCUUGUAUGUGUCAUGUUCUUCCUCGUCUCCAAAUGCAAAUGAAUUGCACGCUAAUCAGCAGUGCAUAGCUGGAGUUGAGCUACAGUGCUGUUAUCUGCUGUCAAAACAACACUAAUUGUGGUCUCAUCUAAUCUGAUUGUGAAGGAUAAAUCGAGUCCAGUCUUUUUUUUUUUUCCUCUACAGCAAGAGUACGUAUCUGUCUCCUAUCUCUUUUUCUUAACAAACUGAAACUUUUCAAGGGAACAGUAGGGAGGGGAGGGGGACAAUGGGUUCUUUCAUCUCCUGUGGGAUAAGGAUGGUGUUGCUCCACCCAGCAAGGCGUGGGAUGCACUUUACAUUGCCUGUUGGUUGUUCCUUUCACUUCUGCUGGGAGAAGACCACUUUGAAGCCCAGAGUAUCCUCUUUAUAGGAAAAAAGUUGACUCUGAAUCAGUUGAUAGCGGACUACUCAUGCAGAACGUCUUCUGGGAAACAAAGCUGGCUUGUCUUUUCUACCUUAUGCUCAUUACUCCAGUUUCUUGGCAUGAAGUUUAGUGCAGAACAGCCAGACAGAAUUCAUCAGGAGCUCCGAAGAAUGCAAACCAAGCUGGAGAAAUGGCAGCUUCUGCUCCCAAAAUCCCAGUCCCACCUUUAGUGUAUGUAUCAGCAGUGUUCAUAUCCAAACUAUAACAGCAACCCAGCAUAGGUUCCUCUUCAAUUAUUCAUUUGUUUUUCACCAGCUUAUAGAGCACUUUCAGUUGCGUUAACAGUCGCAAGUGGAACCUUUGUGGUGCACUUCCCCUUUUCUCUGCUGUAGGUGAGUUUUGCCUUCCAGAGCAGAGGGAUUCUCAGACAAACCCUAUACAAGCAAAGGAAAAUCUGGAUUUGCCUCAGGUGCAUGAGGACAAACUGCAAAUUGCCCCAGUGUUUCCCUGACAGCUUGUGGAUAUCUCCACCACGAUUCAUACACUGUAUCAUAGGAUCAUAGAAUGGCUUGGGUUGGAAGGGACCCCAAGGAUCGUGAAGCUUCAACCCCCCCCACCACAUGCAGGGCCACCAAUCUCCACAUUUAAUACUAGAUCAGGCAGCCCAGGGCCCCAUCCAAUCUGGCCUUGCAGUGUACUUGUACCAGAAAUGGAUAUGCUGUGUGCUAAGAAGCACUGAAAGCUGUGGCAGUGAGGAUCACUAACUUGGGGGGGGAAAAACCAAUGGAUGUUAAUGAUCUCAUUGUGGUUAGCCUGGAGUUCAGCCUGGGGUUUUCAGAUUGUUUGAGCUUAAAGAGUCCUUUAAAGGCCAUCUUGUCCAACUGCCCAGCAAUGAACAGAGAGACAUCUACAGCUCAAUCAGGAUGCUCAGAUUGCUCAAAAGUAUUUUCAGUGUAAUACUUGUAGCUGGAAAACUGAUUUGUCCAGGCUUCAAGCUGAGGUGAAUUUCAAGGCAACAUAAGAGUGGGGAUGCUUUCUAUUUUGAUUUAGGCUCAAUGUUUGCCAGGAAAAAAACACUCAGCCCUGCAAACAGACUGGCCAUCUGUUGGCCACAACGUGCAUCUGGGAUUUUUGGGAGAUCUGGGGGUAAGGCCGUAUCCUGACAGAGCUUUUCAUUCCUGCAGGAUUGCUUCAGAUCAAUGGCAGUGGGUGGCCCUGCACGAGGCCACGUGGGAGGAUGAGGGAAUGGGAACUUGACCCUGUGAGAGGCAAACCCACAGCAGUGGGUCUAUUUCUAGCAUGCUCGGUCAGUCUCUAACCCUCCAGAUUUGUGUGGUUGGGUGGUUGUUGGUUUGUGUUUUGUUUUUUUUUUUUGUCUAUUCUGCUUUGGGACAGAAUGCUUUAAAUCUCUUCUGAUUCUGACCAAAGCAGCAAUUUCCUACUAGCUCAACCCCUGAACAAUAGAGCCUUGAUCUUGAUAGGGGGCUCUGGAUGUUACUGUAAUGCUAAUAGGUAGCACAGUUGGCCUUUGCGCUUCUGGCACGUUUCAGGCAUUAUAUAGGGAGCCUGUAAUCAGCUGCAGAAAAAAAUUCCCUUUUGUCUCUCUCCUAGCAACCUCUUCUGAACUGAUAUUUGAAAAUAGGCUUUGCUUUCCAUGUCAUGACAUAAAUAUUUUCAGCACAUACUGAAAACUCCCUUAACAGAGGUGGGGCUGAGAUCAUUUGUCUUUAGGUCCUUGGGACUCCCUCCUGGUUGCUGUGAUCUUAAGGUAAUGCUGUUGAAAUCUUUAUCCACCAGAAACAGGAACUUGUGUCCAGGUUGUGUUCUUCUCUCCCAUCUUUUGCACUGUAUUUGUCACAAAGUCAAAGCAGCAUAGAUAGGUGAUAAGGUGGCCAUUAGUUGCCUGGAUUUGUAAGAGCAAGCUGAGAAUUUUGAAAGAGAUUUCUGGAUUUUUAUUCAAUGUUUGAGUAUAUAGGAUGAGUUGCAAGCUGGCUACAUAGUUCUAAUCUUGCUUCAGUGUACAUACAUUGUGUGUCCUGUCCUGGAAACAAGGCAGACUGUUCACACCAGCAGGAAUUGCCACUGGAAUCAAGAAUAUUGAAGCCUUUUUCCAUUAACUGAUUAUUCUUUUUCUGCUUAUGUACAUAGUGAGUGCAGCAACAAGCAAUGUUGGGCACAGAGGAGUUCAUUUGAACGGAGUAGACUUAGAUAAGGUGAGGAUUAUGUGGUUUCCCCCAUAAACACUGAUGGUCUUUGAAGUCCUAGGAUGGCUUUGCACAGAUUUGCAUCCCAUCUACUUCUUGCAUCUGCCCUGAUGGAAGAAUAACCAUCCUGAGAAAAAUACAUUGGAGCUAUUGUAAGGUUGGAACAGACCUCUGGGACCAUCUAGUCUAAGCAUCGAGACCCAUCCCCACCAUACCCACUAAAGGUACCCAAGUGCCAUAUCUCCAUAUCUUCUUACUAAUUGGGAUUUUAGGGCCUUGUCACAACAGGGAGAACAAUCAAAUAUACCACUGCAUCACUUGCUAAUAGGUUUUCUAACUUAGACUUGAGUCUCAGUGCAGAAAACUCUUUUAUUUAUGAUCAACGUUAACAUGUGCAGCUGAAUAGCAUGCAUGCUGCAGCUGCUCAGGAGUUUGUUCUGAAGAUCAGGCUUGGAGAGCUGUUUUUUAUUAAGUGGUACUUAGGAUUUAGUCCUAACUAAAACCAUUUGUGUUGAACUUGAUCUGCAAAGCUGCUGUAAGUGUUAACAUACUUCAGUAGUAAACAUUUCACUCUUGGGCAUCAUCACACACAAAGGGUUUGUGAAAGAGCCCCUUUCUGAACGUGGAAUAGUUAUCCAUUAGACAAGUGCUUCUUCAAAGGAAUUCAGACUGUGUUUAAAACAUAGAGCUUUCCACAGGGUGAUGUGGAUGGAUAUCCUUUAGGGAUGUGCAAAGAAAUCUGGCUUUUAGUAGAGAAACCACUAGAACUUGGGGCAGAAAGGUAUUGAGCUGCUUUAGGUGACACUCAAGUGCAGUUCUGAAGUUCUUUGCUGCUAAGCUGCAGGGCAGAGCAGCUAGCAGAAAUCUCCUGAUCCCAAAUUGCUGUAAACUUUUCUCCCCUCCCCAUGAGAAUGAGAAAAAAGGUGGUUGCAGCCAAAGUCUUCUGGAGCCAGAACUGUGGGAAAAACUGUUCUCCAGUCUGAGAGUCGGCGUGAGUCAGGAACUGCUGUAAAUCCUGAUGGAUACUGCAGAUGAAGCUUGAAUCUCUUGUAUAUACGAGUAUGUGUGCAUGCUCCUGGGCCACUUGGGGAUCCAGGAGCCUCUUCCCAUAGAUCAUAAUGUGGGAUUGUGGCUGGUGAUGGGAAUUAUUGGCUCCUUCUGGUGGGUCCCAAGCAGUUCCUGGUAUCAGAAGCAUGUAAAGUGCAUGUUCAUGGCCACCCCCUUAUCUCAAAGCUGGGUUACCUCAGGGGUGCUGAGGCAAUCUGAAGUUCAGUAAACCUUUGAUUUCUUCUUGCCCCAUCUUUUCCAGUGCUUCCCUCAUAAUUCAUAUUAAGGUUAUUGAUGAAAGGUAAUCACUGUAGGAUAUUAUUCACAAUCCAUUAACUCUGAUUGGUAGCAGAAUUCUUCAGCAAGCUUGGGUGCCAAAACAUCAGUGCUAAUUGUCUUAACUGAGCCUUAUGUGGAAUGGAAAUCUCUCACCUUUUAGUUUAUAUUCCCUUCUUCCCAAAGCUCUGGCACUUUGAUUCUUUCCUUUAGGUGAUGGAAAAUACUGUUGUUCUUUUAGCACUCUGCUGGUGCCUUAGAAUCUCACCCUUCUGCCAUCUCUCCAAAGACGCCGAGUUUUUUGGUCUUGCAAGUCAAAUUAACAUGAGAUUGCUGUCAUUUGCAUCGUAGCUGUGGGAGGCCAUCUGACAGCACCGAAGGCAGCCAAGUAGAAUGGAAUUCAUCAGCACUCGCAUUUGUCAGAGUAGGAAUCAAGGAGAACUCCACUUCUCUAAUCCAUGCAGGAGGGUAAACAUCCAGCAUGAGCAGUGCGUUUCAGGAUGCUCAAAUUGCAUGUUGUCAGGAUUGAGAGCAAGCACGAGGUCACAAUCUUAGGAGGACUCAAUGAAUUUGUUGUGAAGUUUUAUGGACCACAAGGAACACCGUAUGAAGGUGGAGUAUGGAAAGUUAGAGUCGACCUUCCUGAUAAAUACCCCUUCAAAUCCCCAUCUAUAGGAUUCAUGAAUAAAAUUUUCCAUCCUAACAUCGAUGAAGCGUCAGGGACUGUAUGUCUAGAUGUAAUCAAUCAAACUUGGACGGCUCUCUAUGAUCUCACCAAUAUAUUUGAAUCGUUCCUGCCCCAGCUGCUGGCCUAUCCUAACCCUAUAGAUCCUCUAAAUGGUGACGCUGCAGCCAUGUACCUCCACCGACCAGAAGAGUACAAACAGAAAAUUAAAGAAUACAUUCAGAAAUAUGCAACAGAAGAAGCACUAAAAGAGCAGGAAGAAGGCACCGGGGAUAGCUCGUCUGAGAGCUCCAUGUCUGACUUCUCGGAAGACGAGGCUCAGGAUAUGGAGUUGUAGUAGAAGAGGCAACCUGCUUUUCAGAGAGACUCUAAUUUCCUAACCAUGAGAAGCAGACUAUAAUAUUCAUAUUUAAACAAAGCAAUUUUUUUUAUUACUAAACAAGGUUUUUAUGAAUAAUAGCAUUGAUAUAUAUAUAUAUAUAUCACCCUUUAGAUCUUGAUUUUUCUUGGUCAUUUCUCAACCCGAGGUGCAUAGCAUAUUCCCACAUUCCAUUUUGGUAGCAAUAUGCAGCCCAAAUGCAUGCAUUCAGAUUCCAUUUGGCCAAGUCAACUUGUGUGCUACUGAACUGUCAGCUCAAACAGCUGCCCUGGUAGGUAGGGAGUUAGCAAAGAUGUUUGCUUUCCGAUCGAUGUUUCCAAAGACCACCACCUUGGAUGCUCACACAUGGAACAGCGUUUUCUCUUAAGAUAAAUCUGAGGGAUGUGCUAUUAACUGCAUAGAUCAGACAGUGGAAUGAAAGGUGCUCCUUCAGGUCAACCUCGCUGAUGGUAUUUGAUGCGGAGUCACAUUUUAAAACGUUCAAUAGAACCAGCACAAAUGCAUGGAGCUAUUCAGAGCCUUGAAGCUUAAGAGUUUAGACUUGGAUUUUCAGUCCGUUUUUAUAUGUGGACUCCUGCCUGCCCUUCUGAACCGUAGGGACUGACAACCACUGGUCCAUCCAUCCGCUUUUGGGACUUUUGGAAGCCUUCAUCUGGAUGUUAAUCUUUUGGUCUGGAUUACGAGCUGUUCCCUCUCUGGAAGGAAUUAAACACAAACAAUGCUCUUUGGUUUAGCUGGAGCACAUGUGAAACCCAACUCUUAUUUUGUCAUCCUUUUGAAACUGCUGCCCUUCGGGGCUCCAAGUUUGCUUUUUUUUCUCUUGCUUGAAGUAUGGUUGAACACCUCACAAACACCUCCAUCUCCUGGGAGGGCUCUCUGACCAGAUGGAUGAGCCGUGCUGAGAGCUUUGGAUCCACGGAGAUCGGCCCCGUUGGCUGCAGUCCACGAAUCCAUCGGCACCCAUUUUAUUUUCCUUUUCUCCCCUUCUGCACCAGCUUGGUAGCCAUCUGCUUGUGUGUGUACAACAGGAUUAAAAUUUCUUAAAGUUAACAAAGAAUGUGAUCUAGGAAAAAAAAAAAAAAAAAGAGAUGAAUAAAAAAAAAAAAAAGCCUAAAAAGCACCGAUUGAGGAAGCAAAUGAAUCUGCUCUAUUUUUUUCCUGAUUUUUUUUUUUUGUUUUUUUCUGUGAGAAAUGAAAUAUUUGAUUUCUUUGGGUGUUUUUCAGCAAGCUGAGAUUUGUGUUUGCUUGUUUUAAUGCUACGGAACGGAGCAAAUGUCUACCUGGGAUGCUGGUAUACUUGAAUUUGGAUAAUUGUGUGUUGGAGAUCGGAAUGGAGAUGGAUAUUAAACCUGAACGUGACCUGCUGUAUUUUGGGGGGAUUUCUGAGGGGUUUGGGUGAGAUAUUUUAAUUUGUGGAGCAGCCUAUGGGAUGGUGUAUGGGAACUGAUCCACCCCAUGCUGCUCUGAGCAGAGUUCUGAAUGUCGGGUCGGUACAUUUGGAUUUUCCCAGACAUGUUUUCCUUUAGGAACGCCACCGAGUUCUGAGUCAGCGGGGUUGGAAGGUUACAAUCCUAUUUCUAAUUCAUAAAGCACAAUCAAUUCAUUUCGUUUUGGAGGAGGAAAAAAAAAAAAAAAGAGAGAGAAGAACUCAUAAAGUAUCAUUUUGCUUUAGCAUGAUUUUCCUUAAUAAAAAUAUACAAAGAAUUUCAUUUAUGUUAAUUACGGGCAUGAAGCAAAGGGUUUUUUUUUUUUCCUUUUUUUCCCCUUGCCCCCCACCCUCUUCUUUUCUUUUAAAUCAGUAAUGUAGGGCUGUGGCUAGUGACUGUGCUGAAGUUCUCUAUCUAGCAUUUGUGGCUUGUUGGAAGGGUAAUAUUAACUAUUUAACAUGUAAUGGUGUACUUAACUCUUAUCUAGCACGCUGUUUUCUCAUUAUUUGGGGUGGGAGGGGCCACAUUUGCUGGCACUGUUUACCUUGCUUACCUGCUGACCUAGCAGUUUGCUUGUGCUAUAACCUUUACUGUAGGUGCUACUUAGGAGUAGAGUAAGUGCUGGGUGGUGAUAUCAGUUUAAAA